This is a messenger RNA of Candidula unifasciata, 933 nucleotides long. NCBI's taxonomy places the organism in Eukaryota, Metazoa, Mollusca, Gastropoda, Stylommatophora, Geomitridae. The record is from the annotation of a GenBank genome assembly.
AUGCUUCACGACCAGACAGGAGCUAAUGUCGGCGGCUCACCCUCGGGAGGGGGUGGUUCCAUGCUGCCCUCUUUCGGCUUCACCCAGGAGCAGGUGGCCUGUGUGUGCGAAGUCCUGCAACAAGGAGGCAACAUCGACCGACUAGCUCGCUUCCUGUGGUCUCUCCCUGCCUGCGAGCACCUGCACAAAAACGAGAGCGUUCUCAAGGCUAAAGCUGUGGUAGCGUUUCACAGAGGGAACUUUAAGGAGCUGUACAAGCUUCUAGAGAACAACCAAUUCUCGCCUCAUAACCACCCGAAACUUCAAGCCUUGUGGUUGAAAGCUCACUACGUGGAAGCUGAGAAGCUUCGUGGUCGACCACUGGGCGCUGUGGGAAAAUACAGGGUCAGAAGGAAGUUUCCACUCCCAAGAACCAUCUGGGACGGAGAAGAGACAAGCUAUUGCUUCAAGGAGAAGUCUAGAACUGUGUUACGUGAGUGGUACUCCCACAAUCCCUACCCUUCCCCUCGGGAGAAGAGGGAGCUAGCGGAAGCCACCGGGCUGACAACGACGCAAGUUAGUAAUUGGUUCAAAAAUCGAAGACAGAGAGACCGGGCAGCAGAAGCCAAGGACAGAGACCAUCCUGGACUUCCAGGUCAGUCGGGGAUGCCCACGGAUCCAAACUCACCCAGCUCAGACAUCAAAGAGGAGCACAGCUGUGAAUCUAUGGGUCAUACAAAACUGGAUGACCAAUCUCCUCCCCACCCGUCCGCUAUCUAUGCCGAUCUGCAGAAGGCUUCCAGUAUGGCCGCAUCUGUUUCCGCCGGAAGCAUGAUGUCGGUGCACAGCAUGAUGGGAGGUCACCACGCGCACUCGUUAGGUCACAUGGGACACCAUCUCUCCAAUCAAGCAGCGGCUAGCAAUCACAUGCUACAGGAGUAUCAGACAUUAUGA